AUGGCCUCCCUCACAGACCCAACCAACUCAACUCGCUCAACUCCAACCAUCCCAGCCACCUCCGCCACCCUCCAACUCGGCAGCUCAACCACCAUCUCCGCACCUUCUUCCAAGGUCUGGUCCGCCCUUACAAACACCUCAACAUGGCCCGACUGGAACUCCUUCGUGCCGCGUGUAACCAUCCUCUCGCACCCCGGCUCUGAAUCCUCUGAUUCACCGCUCUCUCCAACUCUGCAGAAGGGGACGCGAAUGAUCUUCCACGUCCGUAUGGAUCCUACCUCGAGCAAGCCCCAAGCUGCAACAGAUGUCAAUCUUGUUGUUACGGAGUUUGUGGAGCCGAAUGUCGAAGAGAAUGGUCCUGGAAGAAUUGUUUGGGCUUCUGAUUUCGAUGCGCCGGGGACUAUGGCGCGUUCGCUUUUGAAUGCGGAGAGGGUUCAUGAGAUUAAGGAAGUGGAGGGUAGGACGGAGGUAAGGAAUUGGGAGUGUCAGGUUGGGUGGGUGGUUUAUGCAGUGAAGUGGAUGUAUGGGGGGAAGCUGAGACAUAACUUUGAUUUGUGGGCGAAUGAUUUGAAGAAAUUUGUUGAGGCUAGUUCUUAA
Messenger RNA from Penicillium atrosanguineum, 597 nucleotides. Its product is annotated as SRPBCC domain-containing protein. The transcript has a single exon. The record is from RefSeq and is a predicted model, not a curated record. Bases 1 to 597 code for a protein of 198 amino acids. Lineage: Eukaryota; Fungi; Ascomycota; Eurotiomycetes; Eurotiales; Aspergillaceae.